This is a messenger RNA of Vanessa atalanta (red admiral), 1710 nucleotides long. It is a transcript of the gene Rpi, whose product is annotated as ribose-5-phosphate isomerase. The record is from RefSeq and is a predicted model, not a curated record. The coding region runs from base 232 to 1029 and encodes 265 amino acids. NCBI's taxonomy places the organism in Eukaryota, Metazoa, Arthropoda, Insecta, Lepidoptera, Nymphalidae. Gene Ontology annotation, biological process: pentose-phosphate shunt, non-oxidative branch; D-ribose metabolic process. Gene Ontology annotation, cellular component: intracellular membrane-bounded organelle. The transcript has a single exon. Gene Ontology annotation, molecular function: ribose-5-phosphate isomerase activity.
GUAAAUUUUAAUAUAACCAUUAAACGCAAUAAAUUUCAAGUGAGAACUUGAGUUCGUAAUGACGUGACGAGUGACGACUGACGACCCGUGUUUACAUUGACAUUUGACAUUUCGUCUGGCUGUUUACAUUCUACAACACAAUGUGGUAUAUAACCUAUAAAUCGACAUAUUAACAAGUAAGAUCUAGACUACCAAUCUAAAAAUAAACAGACAAGCUAACAUCUGCAUUGGAUGUUGAAAUCGAAUUUAGUCCCAAACCUAUUACGCGUACGGCUUUUCGUUAGCGCAAAUAUUUAUCUUCAUCAAUAUUUUUAUUCCAAACGAACCAUGUCUCUAGAACAAGCAAAACAAGUAGCAGCAUAUCGAGCAGUUGAUGAAUUUGUCCAAAACAAUAGCAUUUUUGGCGUUGGAAGUGGAUCAACGGUAGUGUAUGCCGUGCAACGUUUAGCAGAGCGUGUGGAAACUGAAAACCUUAAAGUUAUAUGCAUUCCUACAUCAUUUCAAGCAAAACAAUUGAUAAACAAACAUAACCUAGUGUUGGGAGAACUUGAUACAAAUCCUGAGAUAGAUGUUACCAUAGAUGGUGCCGAUGAAGUUGAUUCAAAUUUGACCUUGAUCAAAGGAGGUGGAGGUUGUUUAUUACAAGAAAAAAUUGUAGCAUCAUGUUCAAAAAAACUUAUUGUAAUUGCCGAUUACACAAAAGACUCCAAAAAAUUAGGUGAUAGAUAUAAAAAAGGUAUACCCAUUGAAGUGAUUCCAAUGGCCUAUGUUCCUAUUAAAAAUAAAAUUAUUUCAUUGUUUGGAGGAGAAAUUAAAUUAAGAAGUGCUGUUGCCAAGGCUGGUCCUGUAGUAACAGAUAAUGGAAAUUUCAUUUUAGACUGGAUGUUUGCUGAUCAAGAUUUGGAUUGGGAAAAGGUAAAUAAUGCCAUUAAAAUGAUUCCUGGAGUUGUAGAAACUGGAUUGUUUGUCAAAAUGUGCUGUAAAGCAUACUUCGGGCAGCCUGAAGGCACUGUAAAGGAAACAAAUUAAAUUAAUCUUCUAUAAAAUCUACAUUAUAAAAGUUAUUAAAGAAUCUAUAGCUUAAGCAAUGUUCUAAUGUAAGUAAACUAAAAAUUCGAUUUUUUUAUACUAAGGACUGGGUCCAUACUUUUUUCUUUUCAGUUUAAUAUCUCAGUAAGCACAAAAAAUUUUUUUAUAUAUAUUUAUUACUUCUACUACAUUAAAAACCAAAACUUCUAAGACCAUUAUUUAUUGUAAAAAAACCAAGAUAAUCUUUAUUAAUAAAAAUUGUUAAAUUUCAUACUGGAAUAAAUUUUAAAUAAUAAUAUUUAUUCCAAUGUAAAUUUAGUCAAUAAAAAUAUGAAUUGCGAUACAAAACAUGUAUCAAACUAAAAAGUCCAUAGUCACAUAUUAUAAGUAUGUCAUUUAUAAUUUUAAUACUAAACUAAAUUUUUGUAUCUUUACGUUACAAAUAAAAUAUGUGUAAUAUGUUUUGAGAAAACCAGUUUUAUAAUUCAAUAUGAGUUAUUUUGUGCUGAAAUUUAGCCAUGACUGUUGAGUAUAUUAUUAUUUCAUAUUAAAGUUUACACAAAGCAUUUUACAGAAAAAUAUCUUUAAGUCCAGAGUGAUUGUAAUUACUACAAGUGAUGAGUGUAUUGCUAUAUUAUAAAAGGAGUUAUAAAUAAUGUGCAAAUAAACUUAUGAAAUUAA